Messenger RNA from Malassezia globosa CBS 7966, 933 nucleotides. RefSeq lists its product as uncharacterized. Gene Ontology annotation, molecular function: hydrolase activity. The record is from RefSeq and is a predicted model, not a curated record. NCBI's taxonomy places the organism in Eukaryota, Fungi, Basidiomycota, Malasseziomycetes, Malasseziales, Malasseziaceae. The transcript has a single exon. The coding region runs from base 1 to 933 and encodes 310 amino acids.
AUGCACCGGCGGAUCGUAGCACUGGGCGACAUCCACGGCGAUUACGAGCAUGCAACAUCGAUUCUUCGUGCAGCUGGGAUCCUCCAUGCAGAAAAUGACUCAUGGGCUGGUGGAUCGACCAUCUUCGUAAGUACCGGUGACACCGUCGACCGCGGUGACGAUACAAUCCGGCUGUACCGUCUCUUCCAAGACUUGCGCGAGCAAAGUCGUCGUGUGGGCGGCAAUGUCAUCAACGUACUGGGUAACCAUGAGAUGAUGAAUGCUAUGAUGGAUUGGCGCUAUGUGACGCCUGGAGAUAUGGCAUCAUUCGGCGGCCCGGUGGGACGUAGGCAAGCUAUGUCUUUGCAUGGAUGGCUUGGCAUGGAGUGGAUGCAACACUACAACGUUACGAUGAACGUUCCUUUGCUGCCGGAUCCUGUGGCGGUAUACUUUCCGACACAGCGAGCGUCUUUUGUCCAUGGCGGCAUCACGCCAGCCUUUGCGCAGAUCGGCGUCGAUGCCAUGAACAAAGAUGCACACUCGCUACUCACCAAGGCAUUGUCAGCGUACGAAGGAGACUCCAUCAAUAUUACCAAGUCUGAGGAAGCCCUCUGGCUGUCAGAUGGUCCAUUCUGGUACCGUGGUUACGCGCUUGAUCCGCAUCAACACGCAUGUGCCACGGCCAACAGAGCCAUUGACGCACUGGGCGUGUCAUCCCUUAUCAUGGGCCACACACCGCAUAUGAGCGGCAUUCAUGCACGUUGCGCUCAUGGCCAAAUCUUCAUCAUUGAUACAGGCAUGAGUCGCGCCUAUGGCGGCCGUCUUAGUGCACUGGAAAUCGACUCUUAUGCUGAGAAGCGCGGCUGGUUCACAUGGUGCAUGACAUCAACGUACUCUGCCGUGUAUGUGCCUGAAGGUCGACAAGUCUUGCAUCGCAUUCAGCGGUGUGUGUAG